Nematolebias whitei (Rio pearlfish) is the source of this 1074-nucleotide messenger RNA. RefSeq names its product alpha-2,8-sialyltransferase 8F-like. Gene Ontology annotation, biological process: oligosaccharide metabolic process; N-glycan processing. The transcript is spliced from 7 exons. Lineage: Eukaryota; Metazoa; Chordata; Actinopteri; Cyprinodontiformes; Rivulidae. The record is from RefSeq and is a predicted model, not a curated record. Gene Ontology annotation, molecular function: alpha-N-acetylneuraminate alpha-2,8-sialyltransferase activity. Bases 1 to 1074 code for a protein of 357 amino acids.
AUGAGGGCUCAGCUGCUCACGCUGAUGAUUCACCUCCUCUUUCUGGGGAUCCUGCUGACGACCCUCACGUGGUUCACGUUGGACGAUCAGUAUGUGGAACAUUACAGACUGCAGCCGAAAAUGAAAAGCGUUCCUCGGUCUGUUAAAUCUUGUAAAAGCUGCGGGGAGAACAUAAAGCAAGCUUUAGAGCUUUACUCUCAAGCCUGGCAGAAACAGGAGGACACCUACCAAAACUUUAGUUUUCAGCUGAGCAGCAAGUGCAACGGUUUUCAAAAAGCCAUCAUCACCCAGACGAACACUCCGCUGGGAUCGACGAUUGUUUAUGAUGGGGAGAGGAAGAGGACCCUCACGGUGAAAGAAGAGAUGUUCAACAACUUUCCAAAAGAAAAUCCUUUCUCUAAUAAAAAAUGGCACACAUGCGCCGUUGUUGGAAAUGGUGGGAUCCUGGCAAACAGCAGCUGUGGAAACGCGAUAGACUCUGCUCAGUUUGUUAUCAGGUGCAACCUACCUCCGUUGUCCAACGGAUACGAGAAAGAUGUUGGCGUCAAGACAAACAUCGUGACAGCAAACCCAACCAUCUUUUUACAAAAGUAUGGGGCUCUGACAGGACGUCGACUUCCGCUAAUGAAGAAACUGCGUGACUAUGGCAACUCUUUGCUUUUUCUUCCAUCGUUCUCCUUUGGCAUGAACACUGCCGUGUGCCUCCGGGUUCUCUACACCAUCGAGGACUUUGGAGGACCCGUCCAGCCUGUCUUCUUCAAUCCAGACUAUCUCCACAACGUCAGCCUCUUCUGGAGGUCUCAAGGCCUGAGGGCAGCAAGACUAAGCACUGGCAUUACGAUGGUCAGCCUGGCGCUGGAACUCUGUGAAAAUGUGCAUCUGUAUGGAUUCUGGCCCUUCGAUGUUCACCCGUAUGAUUUCAAAGACAUAACUAACCACUACUAUGAUAAUCAGAAAGUUACGUCGUUCCACGCCAUGCCAGCCGAGUUCAAACUGUUGUUGCAGCUGCACAGCAAAGGCGUUCUCAAGAUGAACCUGGGCGACUGUAAGCCAGACGAGAAUUCAUUCCAUUAG